AUGGCUACGGAGCAGUGGUUCGUGGGGCCGCUUCCUCUAGGCCCUGGAGAAACGCCGCCCCCAGACGACUUCGAACCCGGGGCGCAGCCCUGCGGAAACCCCUCAUGGUUGACGCCCCCUGUCAUUCCUGGGGACCCACCAGAGCCCAAGCCUGAGGAUGUUCAGGAGCAGCUGCCGGAGGCCCCAGCCGCCUCCACGCCUUCCCCGGAGCCUCUUGUCCCCGGUCCAGGGCCAGCCCCUCCUCGCCUACCCCUAGACACUAUGUUCAGCCCCAUCACGGAACAGCUCCGCUUCCUGCUCAAGAAGGCAGAUGAUUUCCAGAGCUACCUGCUCUACAGCAGGGACGGCGUACAGAAGGAACAGCUGGCAAAGGCCAUGCCAACCUUCCUACAGAUGUGCGAGCCCUACUUCCUGUACUUGGAGGCAGCAGGAAGGAGCAUGCCCCCCAUCUAUGGAGCCCUGCAGGAGCUGGUCCGAAAGGGGCUGUUAGAGAUCUCUCAGCAGCUGACCCUGCGCCUGGAGCAGCUGGUCCUCAUGUAUGCCUCCUUCGGGUUCGUGAGCCUGGAGGACACUGACCCUCUGAGCAUCUCCUGUUUCUUCUGUGGGAGGUUCUCCAUCAGCCCUUCCCAUGAGGUGUCCAUCUUCAGAUACUGUGCCCCAGCUGCCUACACUGCCAGCCGCUUCCCCAGAUACCUCUAUAAGAAGAUGCGCUGGAGCCUGGAGACCAUCCCAGAGCCCAGUGGCAGGGGGCAAGAUUCCCAUGUGGAUUACUAUUUCCUGUGCUAUCGAGAUACCUGGGAAGAUACAGGCAAAAGUCAAGCCAAUUCGUGCCCCCAGAUCCAGAAGCUGUGGUCCAUUGGCCGAUGGGUGCCCCUAGGACCAGCUGAGGAUGACAUUUAUUCAUGGAUUUUGUGCCCGCAGCCACCUGGGGACUACCAACAGCUGCUGACCAUCGGCUUCGAGGAGCCGUCGCACACGCUGGCCACCGACCUGCUGGUGCAGAUCCUCACGGGCCAGGCAGGCCAGGCCCGGCCCCCGAGCGCAGCCGGGCCCGCAGCGUGGGCAGCGCAGGGGUCUUGA
Lemur catta (Ring-tailed lemur) is the source of this 1080-nucleotide messenger RNA. RefSeq names its product chromosome 1 C19orf67 homolog (gene C1H19orf67). The transcript is spliced from 6 exons. The record is from RefSeq and is a predicted model, not a curated record. Lineage: Eukaryota; Metazoa; Chordata; Mammalia; Primates; Lemuridae. Bases 1 to 1080 code for a protein of 359 amino acids.